Messenger RNA from Orbilia oligospora ATCC 24927, 2862 nucleotides. RefSeq lists its product as uncharacterized. The transcript has 4 exons. Lineage: Eukaryota; Fungi; Ascomycota; Orbiliomycetes; Orbiliales; Orbiliaceae. Gene Ontology annotation, molecular function: serine-type endopeptidase activity. The record is from RefSeq and is a predicted model, not a curated record. Gene Ontology annotation, biological process: proteolysis. Bases 1 to 2862 code for a protein of 953 amino acids.
AUGAAGUCUCUAGCUGUAAUCUCGAGUUAUCUCCUCCUCCUCUGCACCAUACCAGUUACAUUCGCCGCCCCAGCAGCCUCAAGAACACAAACCGACCUAAAAAAUAACGAGCCACAGGAUGAUUUCCUCUUCAUCCUAGCCGAACAUGAAAAACGAUCGUUGGGCGAAGUAAUAGACGAAAUGGGACUCGACCACACAAAAGCCACAACCUUCGGCACUCACAUGAGGGGAUUCAGCAUAUCUCUUCUAGAGUCCCACGCUCAUGACAUUGCAUCCCUAGAAAACGUUGAAUUUAUGCAAAGGAAUCAUAAAAGAUCCGGGCCGGUUUCGAAUUCGGGGCUUAAGGCGAGAGAUAUGACCAACAGCGCUAGCUUUGCAUUGUCGAAACGUCAGGCGGAUGCAUUGGUCGAACAGACGACGGCACCUUGGGGACUUGAACGGAUAUCUCAGAAGGAGAAGAUUGACUUGGGAGAUAGGAGGGUUGAUGAUUUAUUCUUUAAAUAUCAUUUUGAUAGGUUGUCUGGGGAUGGGGUUGAUGUUUAUUCUAUCGACUCUGGGAUUAAUAUCGACCAUGUGGAUUUUAACGGUCGAGCGAAGAUGAUAUUUACGGCGUUUGGAGAUGAUGGGAAGGAUGAUCAUGGGCACGGUACACAUACCGCUGGGACUAUCGGGUCUUUAACCUACGGUGUCGCCAAGAAUGUCAAUAUCCUAGGUUGUAAAGUUCUAGACGCAUCUAAUUUCGGAUCCGACGCCGGCAUAAUUGCCGGAAUCGACGCCGCCUUCGCCUCCCACCUGAAACGCAAAGAAGAACCUGGUUUUAAAGGUUCAGUUAUGAACAUGUCUCUCGGAGGCCCAGCCUUUUCACCCGCAAUGUCCGAUCUAUUGCGAAGAGCACUAAACGCCGGCAUGCAUGUCGUCGUUGCAUCAGGAAACGAAAACACCGAUGCUUGCUCCAGCGAUCCGGGCAGAUUAUCUACCCAGAUUCCAAUUAUUAACGUUGGUGCCAUUGACAUCACGGACAACCGAUGGGUCCAAUCGAAUUUUGGGAAGUGUGUUACUCUCCAUGCACCCGGGGUUGGUAUUGUCAGUACCUGGAAUACGGGUCCUCGUGCUGUCAUGGCAAUCGACGGGACUUCUAUGGCAUCGCCUCAUGUUGCAGGAGUAGUUGCGGACUUGUUAGCUAAAAACCCCGAUUUGAAGUUGGAUCCGAAGGGUAUGAAGGAGCUAUUGUUGUCGAAGUCGCAGAAAGGAGGGGUUAAAGGUAUUGAGAAGGUCAUCCCGGGAGGCGACUUCCUCUUGAAUACCGGGAUGGGGGACACGGUGUCCGAUAAAGUGUCCAAUGAAACAAUGCUACUACCAUCAUGCGUCAUCAAUUCAUCCCAUGCCGUACCAGCCGGGGCCAUGGACAUGGGGAUAACUGCCAGCUCUGUUGGCUCUACGAACAAAGGCAGAGAGACUACUAGUAGUGUUUCUACAAUUGCUACGGAUGCUUCGACAUCGGUUGAUAGUUAUUCGUCAAGCCCCACCGCCACUUCCGUAGUUCUUCAUACUAGUCCUCAAACAUCCGAUAAACGGCCUAGGGAUCCCGUCGGCCCUGAGUUCUUUUAUAGUUCAAAAUUACGAAUACAAUGCCCAAACCCAGACUGGACACUAAAUUAUAAAAUCAGAGCACUUAUAGCCGACUAUGCAGGGCCUCGUCACCUUAUGCCGCCAAAUGCGGUUAAUCACCAAGACGAGGCGCUUGGUGUGUAUAGUCCCCAUAUUCUCUACGUUAGACAAUGGGCCACGAAAAUCAGGGAUUAUAGAAAACACCUGGUUGUUGAUCAGGAUGAGAAUGUCCAGUGGAAUCCGGAUCAAAACGACUCGUUACUGCAGAAUGUUCGAAAUGAACAACGGGAUUGCCGUCAAUGCUUGUGCGACGCGCAAGGAAAUAUUACAUUCGCACAUCGCGGGCCUAAGAAGCCAAAGGAGGGGCGGAGAGGUCAAAAAAGUGGAUGCUUUUCCGGGUCUUGGGCUCUCUUUUGCACAUGGUUCUACGGUUGUUACUGCGCUAUUGUUCUUAUUGGCAAUCAGCUAUCAGCAGAGCACAUUCAGCAAGGCUUGACUUGGCACGCAUUCCAGGAUGCGUUUAAUCAGAUUCCCGACUAUAUUCGGGAUGAACCAUUCAACCGGGAUUUCCGUUGGUGGGUGCCUAAGGAGUUGGCUGAACGCCCAGGUCAGACGAUUGGUUACAACCCCGGUUUUAGAGUCAAUGUUGCUUCUCCAAAUGAACCGCCGUAUUUCCUCGAGGGUUUAGGAGAGAGCGUAGGAGAGGAUUUACUACGCGAACUAGAUGCAUUAUUAGACGGACAUCAAGAAGCGGUCCCAAGUCUCCCAUUUGAUGACGCAGGUUUUGAUCCGGCUCCCUCACCUGAAGACCCGCAUUCUAACCCAAAUUACCAAGGUGGAGGCCUACCACAAGAGGAUCCAUUUCCAGUCGAUAUUGAGGCUUAUGCACGGCAGCAAGCUAGUCUUUGGCCAUUGCCCAAUGCGAACCAGCCGCUUCCACUUGGACAAGACGCCCCAAGUUUCUUCCCCAUGGAUAUCCCUGCGGACUAUGAAAACUACCUUAUAGACGACGGGACCAGUGGUGGGGAUAGUGGUGGUUAUUCCUAUGAGUAUCCCCCCGGAAACUAUGAUUUCCCCGCAGAAUUUGAAUAUAAUAGUGGACCUCGGGGAGGAGGCGGCGGAAGUGGAUCUGGGGGUGGGUUUUUUAAGAAGCGGGAGGCUAAGUUUGAGAAUUCUAAAGCUGGUGAUGAUGAAACGGCUCAUGGUAUAGAAGGGGUAGAUCAAGGGCGGCGCAAGGUUGCCGCACCUACGUGA